Messenger RNA from Camelina sativa (false flax), 566 nucleotides. RefSeq names its product signal peptidase complex subunit 1. The record is from RefSeq and is a predicted model, not a curated record. NCBI's taxonomy places the organism in Eukaryota, Viridiplantae, Streptophyta, Magnoliopsida, Brassicales, Brassicaceae. Gene Ontology annotation, cellular component: signal peptidase complex; membrane. Gene Ontology annotation, biological process: protein targeting to ER.
CCGGUUAGACUAGUCUUAUCAUCCUUCUUCUUCUUCUUCCACAUUGUUCAAGCGUGAAAGAGAGAUCAGAUCCUUCUGCUGUGGAAUUAGGGUUUCUCAGAUACGAAAUGGAUUGGCAAGGGCAGAAACUGGUAGAGCAGCUGAUGCAGAUCUUACUGGUGAUCUCCGGCGUAGUCGCGUUGGUUGUUGGAUACACAACGGAGUCGUUCAGGACGAUGAUGCUGAUCUACGCAGGUGGUGUUGUUCUCACGACUCUGGUCACUGUACCUAAUUGGCCUUUCUACAAUCAUCAUCCUCUCAAGUGGUUAGAUCCGAGCGAGGCCGAGAAGCAUCCCAAACCAGAAGUUGUUUCCGUUGCUUCUAAGAAGAAGUUUUCUAAGAAAUAGGUCUGUUUCUGAAAUCUCUCUCGGAGGAGUUGUUUGUAUGAGAUUGUUUUGGAUCUGAAUCUUAAUUAUAUUAUGAAUUGACAAUUUUCUGGGUUUGAUUCUUAUCAUCUUAUGUUCUUUGUCAAAGAAUUGUGGUACGUUAUGUUGUUGUCAUAGAAACUUGAAUGUGUUAAGCUGUAA